AACACAAUCCUGCCAGAGGCCGUGCACUUUUGGGAGAGAGCACUUAUGGUUCGAGAAACGAAGAAUACCAUCAGACUGAACAGGAAAUGCGAGAGUAGUCAAGUUUUCGUGCAAGAUCAUCACACUCACUGCAUAGAUACUUGUCGUUCAACUACCAUGUGCGGAGAGGUGGUCGUCCCAGAGGACCAUCUUGACGUGUGUAGAAUUUGCAACGCUACGGGUCACAAUUGUCAAGUGGCGGAAGGAAGUAAAGCCGGUCCCGGAAUCGACGGUGCGGACUUUGUAUUUUAUGUGUCCGCCAUGCAAACCGAGAGAUGUCACAAGGGAUUGACGGUUGCUUAUGCUGCUCACUGUCAACAGGAAGCUGCAUUGGAUCGACCAAUCGCAGGACACGCAAAUCUUUGCCCUGGUAGUAUUAGUACGAAGCCUCAGGAACUGGAAACAUUAUUGAGCACCGUAAAACACGAAAUUCUUCACGCUUUGGGUUUCUCCGUGAGUCUUUACGCCUUUUACAGGGAUGAAAAUGGCGAACCUAGAACACCGAGAAGAAGUGACACUGGAAAACCUCCGUUGAAUGAAAAAUUGCAAACGCAUCAGUGGAGCGAGAGCACGAUCAAGACCGUAACGAGGCCAUAUUGGCAAGUGCAUGGUGGUUACGUCGAGAGGUCGAUGCAAAUGAUCGUAACGCCACGAGUUCGUGCUGAAGUUCAAGCACACUUCGAUUGCCCGGACUUGGAGGGUGCAGAACUCGAAGAUCAGGGAGAGGAUGGGACGGCCUUGACGCAUUGGGAAAAGCGAGUCUUCGAGGUUACUAAUUUUCCCCUAUUUCCGAUAAUCCAUUCAAUUAUUUUCAUCUCAAUUUUCUUUUAUUCAUUUUCUUUUUUUCUCUUUCUCUCUGUCUGUCUCUCUCGUGGGAUAUCGGAAAAUAACGGCAGAGGGCAAAAUGGGAAAUCGAUUCAUCCAUUCUGCAAUAAAGUGAAACAAGAUCCAUUACAAACCGAGUGUACGGAUGAUCGAAGUUCCGUAGCUUUGUGCAAUUUGGUGAAGCAUCCUCAACCUUUACCGAAAAAAUAUCAAAAUUUCGAUUUGAUCCCACACGUACCAUACGGUGAAGAACAAUAUUAUGGUGGCUCGGUAUCUUUGGCAGACUAUUGUCCAUAUAUACAAGAAUUUACAUGGCGAGCUCGAAACAUCGUUGUCAGGGGUUCUCAUUGUCUUUAUGAAGACAACAAUCCACAUCCGGAAAAAAAUUUUGCUUUGGAAAAAUAUGGAUCCCAUUCGAGAUGUUUCGAUCACACCAAUCAAAUGUGGGAAGAAAGAACUUGCAGACAAGCACGUCAGUGGCAACAUUGGGGUUCCGGUUGUUACCAAUACAAAUGCGAGACUGGUCGUCUGCAUAUUAUGGUGGCAAAUUAUACCUAUACUUGUUAUCAUGCCGGUCAAGAAAUAGCAAUCAGAAUUAUUCAAAAUGGUUGGCUGCACAAGGGAGCUUUGAUAUGUCCACGCUGUAAAGAUAUCUGUCAAGCUGAAUUAAAAGCUCGAGGUGACUGGUGUAAGCCUGGCGAUGAACAUCCACCUGCAACUUAUUAUCACAGAGACAAUCUUGAUUGUUCAUCGGCAGGAAGUUAUGGUCUAAACUUAACAGUGACUCUCCUAAUCGUUUAUUUAUCAUUCGUCGUUAGAUGAUAUGACGUUGUCGAAUUUAGUAAGAUUUUUUUACAACCAUCUGACUUGAUAAAACGGCAACGCAUUUACGAUAAUACAUCAUCGUAAUUGCGUUAUACGUUUAAAAAUCACUAUGUUCUAUAAAAUAUACAUAUAAAUACAUAAACGCGCGCGCGAACAGAAUAUUAAACAAUUGUACACCAUUUUUAACCUCGUCGCAUUUUCUAAACCACACACGAAACACAAAUUUUCAUCUACAAUUAUAUGAG
Molecule: messenger RNA, 1934 nt
Organism: Polistes canadensis
Lineage: Eukaryota; Metazoa; Arthropoda; Insecta; Hymenoptera; Vespidae
Gene: Invadolysin
Product: leishmanolysin-like peptidase
Biological process (GO): proteolysis; cell adhesion
Cellular component (GO): cytoplasm; membrane
Molecular function (GO): metalloendopeptidase activity
Source: RefSeq, a predicted model, not a curated record